CCGGGCUGAAGCGCGGCCAGGGGAGGGGGUGAGCCAUGUCCCUGGCGGAGCGGCCGCGGCGGGAGGAAGAGGAGGAGGAGGAGGAGGAGGGGGAAGAAGAGGAAGAAGGGGCCGGGGCCGGCGCGGGGAAGGAGGAGGUGGUGCAGAUCCGGCUGGGGGACAGGCGGUACCCGGUGUGUAAGAGGAAGCUGAUCGAGCAGAGUGACUAUUUCCGAGCCCUUUACCGCUCGGGCAUGCGGGAGGCAGAGCGGGGCCAGGAGGAGCAGCUGCUGCGCGGGGGGCUGAGCGCUCCGGGGCUGGAGCUGGUGCUGGACUUCAUCAACACCUCCCGCCUGGCCGGGCUGGAGCAGGAGGAGGAGGGGGACGAUGAGGAGCAGCCCCCCUUGCUGGAGGAGCUGGUGGAGGCCGCUUCCUACCUGCAGGUCACCCCCUUGCUCCGCCUGCUGCUCUCCCGGGUGAGGCUGGGCAACUGCUUCGAGCUGCACCGCCUGGCCCAGGUCUACGGUCUGCAGGACUUGCAGGACGCCUGUCUGGACUUCAUGGCCGCCCGGUACCAUCAGGUGCUGCGGAGGCCCGAUGCCCGGCCGCAUCUCCUCCUGCCCCACGCUCUCCGGCAGCACCUGAAGGAGAGGCGGAUGAGGGGCACCGCCGCCCUCGUCGCCGUCGGGGACUUCGUGGGCGCCUCCUCCCCGGGCCUGCCACCGGCCCGUCACCCUCAGGUGGAAGCCCCCUGGUCGAUGCUGAGGUACGACGAGGAGGCGCAGAGGUGGCUGCCCCUGGCCAACAACCUGCCCCCCGAUCUGGUGAACGUCCGAGGCUACGGGUCGGCGAUGCUGGACAACUACCUGUUCAUCGUCGGGGGCUACAGGAUCACCAGCCAGGAGAUUUCGGCCGCCCAUUGUUACAACCCUCGCCUAAACGAAUGGAGUCAGCUGGCUUCAAUGAACCAGAAGAGGUCCAAUUUUAAGCUUUUGGCUGUAAGUGGAAAGCUCUAUGCCGUCGGUGGUCAAUCCCUUUCCAACGUGGAGUGCUAUAACCCAGAAAACGACUGGUGGAAUUUUGUGGCAUCCAUGCCAAACCCUCUUGCAGAAUUCUCAGCUUGCGAAUGCAAGGGCAAGAUCUAUGUUAUUGGAGGAUACACUACACGAGAUAGGAAUAUGAACAUUUUGCAGUACUGUCCCACUUCUGAUUCCUGGACCAACUUUGAACUUUGUGAUGUCCAUGUUCGCAAACAACAGAUGCUAUCUGUUGAAGAAACUAUAUAUCUGGUAGGGGGUUGUAUUCAUGAACUUGGACCAAACCAAAAAUCCAGCCAAAGUGAGGAUGUGUUAACUGUGCAGUCUUACAACAUUGCUACCAAAGAAUGGCUCUACCUCAAAGAGAACACAUCAAAAUCGGGUCUUAACUUGACUUGCACUCUCCACAAUGAUGGAGUCUAUAUAUUGAGUAGGGAUAUUACUCUAUCUACAAGCUUGGAGCACCGUGUUUUUCUUAAGUAUAAUAUAUUUACGGACAGUUGGGAGUCACUAAGACGCUUUCCAGCCUUUGGACAAAACAUGCUGAUCUGUUCUCUGUAUUUGCCUGAUGUGCAACAAGUGUAACAGCAUCAGGUUUUUCUUUUCAGCUCAUUAAUCAUUCUUGGAAGAAAUAUUGCUCCCUCUAAUAAUUCCAUUUUCAGAAUGUAAUGUGUUUGCAUAACAUAGACAUAAAAUACUGAUUCUGUUCUUUAAAAAAGUUGCAAAAUCCAAUAUUAAGAGAAAUGCUUCCAGAAACAUUUUUAAGAUUUCAGUUUAAAAAUUUUAUUGUUUUGGAUUAAAAUUUCACCAGGUAUUGUUUGCAAUUGAAACAUAAAAUUAUUGUGUUGGUAACUGAUAAAGGAAUUCCAAAGGCAAAACUGAUCAGUGUAGUUUUAUUCUCCGUCUUAAUAGACAGCGUAGAAGAUGAGCAAGAAGUAUACAUGGUAAAAGGGGAAAUAAUUCAAUAAAGUAAAUAAUAAGUAUAAUAAAAAUUACAAAGGGAAUUAUUUCUUUUAAAAUACAGUUUUUACUCAAACUACGUCCCGUCAAAUGCACAAUAUUUAAAAUUGUUUAUACUCUCACAUCUUUAUAUCUUCUACAGUAAAAAGUGAGAUUCUCAAAGGUGCUGGCAAUUGGGGUACCAUCAAGAAAUAAGAACUUCCCCUGAAUUAUUUGUAAUGAAAUGCUUUGCCAGGGACUGGGAGGAAUUGCCUAGAGGCUUAUGGUUGCUGAUUGGAUACUAGAUGCUCCUUUAGUGGAAGUUGGCAGCAUUUAUUGCUACCGUUAAGAUAGAGGUAAAAAGCCUCAAAAUUCAAAUUGAGAAGUUUGCUCAUCUUCAGAAAGAGAAGUUUUAGUUACCUUGUAUUCUGUAGUACUGAGUGUUAAAGAUCAAAUUAUAGUUGGCAACAAGCUGCAUAUUAGGAAGAUGUGCAUGAGCACAUGCAAUGGCAAUUCUACACCAGGCACAUCCUGCUCGAUAACAGUCAUCCAGCACGUCCAUCACUUGGAAUGGAAGGGUCCAUUUGUGUAAAUGACUUCUGCCAACACCACCCAAAGCAGGUGCACAUGAAUGCUGGCUCUUUCUUGUGUUACCAGGAGCUUGAUGGAGAUUACCUCAAGUUUGCCACCCACAGUUGUUAGUCUCUACCAAGAGCACUGUAAGAUGGUCACCACGAAUACUUCUUUGUAUUCCAAGGACCUUCUCCAUAGUUCCUGCCUAUUGCCUGAGAGAAUUAUAGUCAUGAUUGGCCCCUUUUCUUUUUGUAGAUGACAAGUUCAUAAGUGUCUUCUGAAGGCACCUGCCGGGUAUGGAAUGUGUGUCCUCGCGACAAGAAACAGGGAAGGUCUUGGUCACCAUGGGGAGGUUUCACUGCAUCUGCCUUCAGGGAAGAGAUAACCAGAUUAGACAUGUGCUGAAUACAUUGCAGGGAUGCUGAUUCUGCACCAGCUGUUUCUCUACAUGAGAAGACAAGAGAUGUAAUUCACCUAAACAGGUUCCUAAUAUGUGGAGAUGAUUUCUUUUUCUCUUCAUUGGAACUCAGGAAUCUGAAUCUUCUUUUGAAGAUAGGUGCCUGUUGUAGAGAGGAGGAGGAGGCAGCACUGAUUCCCUCAAGGUCCUUUUAACUCCCUGCUUUUCCAUGGUUUGAAUGAAUUCAGUGCUGACUAAAAGAGCUCUCAGUCUUGAAGUGCCUUGCCAAUUACCACUCACGCAUUCAGGGCUUAGGUGCAUAAUUUUGGUGCUUCCAAUCAUGCAUAGCAACCCAAGCAGAAAAUCCCAGGAAACCUAUCCAGAAUGAGGGCAUUUGGGUUUGAACACUUUUAGGAUACAGGUGGACACGAAGCGAGGUAUUCUGGAUGUCCAAGAUUUACCUUUUGGGUGGAAUUUUUGCAGCCUGGAGGAGUACGUUAUGCUUCAGCCCAAACUAGUGUCUACCAUUCAGCUAUAUGCAUGAAUUUAAUUAGUUAAGUCCAUGUCUACGUGUUAGUGUUUAUUCUUUUGAAAACGCAACGCAUUAAGCAGCUGCUGUGUUUUGACAGCAGCAUCAGACCAAACAAUGGCUCUUCUGCGUUGAAGAAAUAAGGUGACUUUCAUAAGAUUCUUCUUUCAGAAGUGUUUUAGAAUAAAUGUAAGCAGUCUGUUAUUGCCUGGUGAUAAAUUAUCUUAGUCACAUUAUGUUACUUGCUUUCCUUCAUUUCUUUUCAGCUCCAGAUUCAGUAACCUACAGUCAUCCAUAAGUCAACUCAGAUCAUUACUGGUGGAGGGAGUCCCAUCUGAGUAGCAGUAUUCUCUUGCCUAGCAAAUUAACUGUGAAAACCCAUCACUCCCAGAUUUGCAGUGUGGUAUAUCUAAUCGAGUCCUUUCAAACCCACUCAUUUCUUAGUGCAGUCAUAAUUCCAAAAGCUACGACAUCAUCUUUUAGGUGUGAUUACUCUUUUUCACAAGAGGCCUUUCCACACUGGAUUUAUCUACGUGUUGGUUUCAGCUUCCAGAGAUCAAGCGACCACCUUGAAAAUCUGGAGAACCUGCUCAAAUGUAGGAGAGAAAGAUGGCUCAGACUGUAAAUACAGUCAGACACUUUUGUUAAUCCAUGGUGCAAAUUCCUCACAUACUGACCUCUAACAGUGCCACGAUCACAAAUCAAAACUGGUGUUGAAUUUAGUGAUAGCACCAGACUGUAAUAAUCUAAAUGGACUGUAUUACUACAGGCUGACAUAAAUAUAUAUUUUUUAAACAAAAUUCAUUACAGAAAAGUAUGCAAUGUGGGUGGCCCCCAUACCUCAGGAAAAAACCCAAACACUGUAAUGACUGUCUCAUGCCCUUUUCAUUUUCUUUCUAUCACUUUAAUAUUUCAUAUAAGGCACUGUUGGGCAGCUUCUGCCCUUUGCGGCAAGGAAAACUGGUUGAGAGUCACUAACAGAGAAUAAUUAAAAAGCUGCUGUUUAGCCAAUGGAA
Molecule: messenger RNA, 4470 nt
Organism: Harpia harpyja (harpy eagle)
Lineage: Eukaryota; Metazoa; Chordata; Aves; Accipitriformes; Accipitridae
Gene: KLHL42
Product: kelch like family member 42
Exons: 3
Coding region: 36-1601 (521 amino acids)
Molecular function (GO): protein binding
Source: RefSeq, a predicted model, not a curated record